Molecule: messenger RNA, 6528 nt
Organism: Zalophus californianus (California sea lion)
Lineage: Eukaryota; Metazoa; Chordata; Mammalia; Carnivora; Otariidae
Gene: RPUSD4
Product: RNA pseudouridine synthase D4
Exons: 7
Coding region: 30-1163 (377 amino acids)
Biological process (GO): pseudouridine synthesis
Molecular function (GO): pseudouridine synthase activity; RNA binding
Source: RefSeq, a predicted model, not a curated record
UCUAGACUCGCCCCUCCCUUUUUGACAAGAUGGCGGCACCCAGCUGUAACGCGCCGGGCCUGUGGGUCCGGGGUUCCAAGCAGCGUUUGGGGAGUCUCUUUAGUCUCAUCUCAAAGCCAUUUUGUUCGGUCGCUGCUGCGUCUGGGACCGUGAGUGCCCAGCGAUUAGCGGAGAAGCUCCGAGCCCAGAAACAGGAACAAAAGACGAAGAAGCAGCCGGUGCCCACAAGCCCUGUUCAGCGGAGAGUGCAAGAACUAGUGCGGUUCACACAGCAGCUGCAGCGAGUCCACCCCAACGUGCUUGCUAAGGCUCUGAGCCGAGGGAUCGUGCACCAAGACAAGGAUCUCGUGGUCAUCAAUAAACCUUACGGUCUCCCAGUGCAUGGUGGCCCUGGGGUCCAGCUCUGCAUCAGUGAUGUAUUGCCUAUCCUGGCAAAGAUCCUUCAUGGCCACAAGGCAGAGUCCUUGCAUCUGUGCCACCGGCUGGACAAGGAAACUACAGGUGUAAUGGUGUUGGCCUGGGAGAAGGAAGUGGCACAUCAAGUCCAAGAGUUGUUUAGAACCCGUCAGGUGGCAAAGAAGUACUGGGCCGUCACUGUGCACGUCCCGGUGCCCCCAGCAGGGGUCGUGGAUAUCCCGAUCAUCGAGAAGGAGGUGCAGGGUCAGCAGCAGCACUACAAGAUGGCGCUGUCCCCAGGCUACCGCAUGGAGGAUGGGAAGAUAGUGAGAGCACGGAGCAACCGGAACGCACAUAUGGCUGUGACUCAGUACCAGGUGCUCAGCAGCACUCUGUCCUCCGCCCUCGUGGAGCUCCAGCCAGUUACCGGAAUAAAACAUCAGCUUCGAGUUCAUCUGUCUUUUGGACUGGAUUGCCCAAUCCUUGGUGAUCACAAGUACUCAGACUGGACUAAGCUGGCCCCCCAGAAGCUGUCUCUUGGUACCCUGAAGAAGCUGGGGCUGCACCAGGCGAAGGCCCGCCACAUCCCCCUUCACCUGCACGCCCACCAGCUAAUCCUGCCAGCCCUGGGGUCCAGGAAGGAGGAACUCGACUUGGUCUGCAAGCCUCCUCGCUACUUUGUAUGCUCCCUGAGACGCCUGGACUUACAGAUGCCAAGUCAGGACCAAAAUGGGGACGACGAAGCCGGACGUGUGAGAGCACAGUGAAGACCACUGGGCAAAUUGGCCCCUGAAUCCUUCACUUUGUUUAAGGGACUCUACUAACUUCUCACUUGGGACGGACUCCAGAAGAGCCAGGUGUGAGAAGUGGAAGAAACCCAGCUGCUUCUGGGCUUUUACUGGACACUAAAUUCUAUUUACUGAGACUUUGGCCACAUUCUGGGAAAGCCUGUGGGACGUCUCCCUGCCUCCGAGUCUCCUUGCCCAGAGGGAAGAGCCCAGGACCAGGCAGACUGGGUCCAUAAUUGGAAAAGGAGAAACUCCAGCACAGAACCUGUGCUCAGAAACUGUUUACACCCAACAAUAAAGCCCUUGAUCUGUCAGGAAGGUUCCUGUGGUUGGAAAGAGCACAUGAUGGUGAUCUGACUACUAGAGAAAUUCAGAAGUAGUUAGCCACUGUCUUCAUGGAUGUUCAGAAUCUAUUAGCAGAUCCUCUCUGCUCCACUUGUUUUGUCUGGGGUUUUAUAGACCGCAGCCCUAGAACGCAGGAUUCUCUCCAGCUGCAGUAGUUACUGGAGCCUGCAAAGGGGUGUUGGAUAAGCGAGAAAAGCAGAUGUAAUGGCAGGCCGGCUAUGAGGCCCUGGUGGGGAGCACACACACUGUCCAGAGAGGGCAAUUGUUAGCUCUAGCUGGGCAUUGCUCUGUGGGAACAGGUUUUCUCAUUUUUUUUUCAGAGAAUCAAGAAACCCAGAUACAGUUGAGCCUUGAACAGCGUUGAGGGGAUUGGGGACACUGACCCCCAUGCACAGUCAAAAAUCCACGUAUAACUUUUGACUCUCCCAAAAUUACCUACUAAUAGCCUGCUGUCGACCGGAAGCGAUACCAAUGACAUGAACAGUUGAUUAACAUGUAUUUUGUAUGUUCUGUGUAUUAUAUGCUGUAUUCUUACUCAGCUAGAGAAAAGAAAAUGUUAUUUAAAAAAUCAUAAGGAAGAGAGAAUACAUUUACGGUUCUAUGCUCUGUUUAUCAAAGAAAAUCCAUGCGUAAGUGACCUGUGCAGUUCAAACCCGUUGUUGGUAGAUCAGCUGUAUUUAUGUGAAAGUGCCAAGUGUAUUGCUCACUAAAUGUGUAAAACACAGCUGUCCCCAAACCCAGGUGGUCACCAAAUCUGUCGUUUCCCUCUAGAACCCCUCCUCUGAAGACAUGGUUUCCUCUGUACCCCUACCACCUCUUUCUGAGCACCAGCUUCACUCCCCACCCUUUAACUAGGAUAGGGUCGUUCCCACCAGAAACCAAACACAGAGGGGAGGGUUGAGACCAUCCCCCGGUCCCUAAGAUCAGAGCAGGGCAGGGUGGUUCUAACUAGGACAGGGACACCGCAGAACAUACCUUUACGUUUUCUCAAUCUGCUGCCCUUGGCUCUCCAGGCUUCCGGGUUGCUGUUAGCCAGAGGGCCUGGUAGGAUAUACAAAGACACAGCCUUAUAUCGGGGCUUACAAAGCAUGCCAUGUCGGGAUGCAACCUCCUUUUCCCCAGUGGGGUGGAAAGUGCUAUUUGGUGCAAUGUUAAAUUCCAACACUGAUGACCCAGGGUCAGGCCAGACUUCACAAGUUAAGGGCACAGUGUGCCACAAGACUCCUCUGCAGACACAAGCUGCAAGCUCAGGGGUUCCCAGACAACCCCCCCACCCUUCUGACCAGUCUAAGGAAUGUUUUCCUCAACCUGGAACUGGGGUUCAAGGGGUACAAGAGCAUCUGGCUCCAAGGGGCCCAAACAGACCAGGUUCAGUCCAAAGGCAGAGAGGAGCGGUGGGGAAACAAGAAACGAAUUCAUUUCAGUGAGGCCAGCCCGGGGAAGACAGCGGACUCAUGUCACAAAAGACUGCCUCUGAAGUGCCGAAAAUACUUCAGGUUUAUAUCAGGAAAAUGUGGGACAAAGGUCGGUGGGUACGUGCAGGUGGGCAGUGAAGGUCAGGUCGUUCAUUGUCUUGGGGGCAAUCACGUGGGGUCUCACUGGUGUCAGGACAGCUGUUACUGCUUGAGGGGGUAGUCUCGGUUCCCAUCACAGGAUGCUUUGCCCGCAGGGUCGUUUUGUCUGAGUUUAAGAGAGAAGCUGGAAAGAAUCAAGAAGUGCAGGCAGGUCAACAUGGGGGAGGCUGAAGUCCCCUUUCAAACCCUCUUAGGCCCUUGACUGGGUCUAAAAAUUAAACUGAUAGAAUAACAGGAGAUAAACAUAGAAAUUUAUGUGAUACAAGUUUUAUGUGGCAUGGGGGGGUCUUCAGAAGACCCCCCCCAAAACAGACUUGUGUAUUUUUUUUUUUUUUUUUUUAAGUAGGCUCCAUGGCCAGCAUGGAGUGCAGUGCGGGGCUUGAACUGAUGACCUUGAGAUCAAUACCUGAGCUGAGAUCAAGAGUCGGAUGCUUAACCCACUGAGCCACCCAGGUGCCCCAGACUUGUGUAUUUUUAUGGUGGAUGUGAUGAGGAGUGGACACUCAUGGAAUAUGGUAGGUAAGGCGUGUGAGGUAGUUAAUUGUACACUGAGGGAAACAUAGCAAAGCCUGUUUGUUAGGAUUCUUCUUGGCAUCUCACUGUCUUUGCACAAGGGGAAUCUCUUUUCCUUGGGUAGAGAGAGGGCACCUCUCAAGGAAGGGUGUGAUUCGUUUCAGGUUGAAAGGAUGAGGGGCAAAGAGGUCAAAGUGACCUUCCUGUUUCUGCCACGUUCUCAGACUUCAACUUAAAAUAUUCAGCAUGCCAAGGCACCGUAUUUUGGAGUAGCAUUUCCUGAACCCCAUUGCUGAGUACAAAUUCAGGGGUUCCUGCUCUCCCCCCAGGCUCGGUAAUUCACUGGAAUGACUCCCAGAACUCAGGAAAGUGCUGUACUUACCGUUUUAUUAAUAGCAAUAAAAGGACAGAAAUCAGGACCAGGCAAAAGGAAGAGAGGGCGAGGUCUGGGAAGGUCCCAGACUUAAAGCUGCCAUGUCCCCUCCCUGAAGAGUCAGGAUACAGCAGACUCUUCGCACUUGGAUGUGUGUUACCAACCAGGAAGGUCACUCAAGCUUCCGUGUUGCCUUUUUAUUGGGAUUCAUCCCUUCAGCAUGAUUGAUUGGCUCACUGGCCAGAUAAUUGAACUCAGUCUAGUUCCUCUCUCCAUCUCAAAACCCCAGCCUCCAAGGUGGCAAGGCCAGCCCCAUCCUGAAACUACUCUCAAGGCCACGGAGUCCCUUGUUCCUACCAAGUAUCGGGGACCCAUCAGGAAUAACAAAGCCACUCCUAUCACUUGGGAAACUGGAUUUAGAGACUUCCUCCUGGAGACCAGGGACAAGAGCCAGGCAAAUGCCUCGCAACAUUCAGUUUCCUCUCUCCACCCCCAGCUCCCUUCGGAUCCCUUCACCUUUUUGUCUCCCAGUGAGUGACAGCCUUGCUGGCUGUCUCUCCAGAUGCCCCUGUCCCCUGGGGCCUUCAGGUCCUUAAGGCAAGCGGCCUUGAGAUGUUUCUGUUCAUCUCCUCCCCCGCACCCUACUCCUAUCUGCUACAGUCCACAGCGGUGAGGAUGGAUUGUCAGGGCUGACCAUCACACAGUAGGGGGAAGCUCUUCUUCCGUGGGCUUUUUCGCUCACUGUGUAAAUGCAGUCAGUGACCUGUCCCCAGACACAGCCUGCACGCACAGGUAACCCAGGCCUUCUAGCCCCCACCAGUCUGUCGAUAACACACAAACGCCCCACCCUAGAUGUGUCGACAGAAGCCCCAUGCUGUUCAUGUCACCUCUUAAGUACUCCCCCCCCCCCCCCGCCACCGACUAAUUCCCAUUCUCACACCUGGUGGGCUCUUUGCCUGUUUCCAGUUUACUCCCUGGGACUCCUCAAGGCUGUGUGCAGAAUGUUUUGUGGGGAGAUUAACAUACGAGUAAGGAGACUUGUGAGGGACCCAUGUAAUGGUCCAGAUGAGCUGGGACAGGUUUGGAGAUGAGUGGACUAGACAUUUAAAAUGCGGCUCAGAAGUCCAAUGGGUAGAACUGAUUGAAUGUGGCAUAGAGGUUGAAUCAAAGAUGACUCCCAGGAAGUCUCUCUGAACAACGGAUUAGAUGAGGUGAGUUGGCAAUAAAUAGGGAAGGAACAGGUUUCGGGGUAGCCCUCCCAGUCCCAAGUAAGUGCUGUUAUACUUUCAUGCAUGCACAGAGGGAGGAACAGAGGAUGGAUGGUCAUUACCUGGGUGUUCCUGAAGCACGGUGAGCAUGUGUCUGUCUUCAUUGUUGAGCACUGACCACAGAGCAUCUUAAUCAUUUCCUCGAAUUAUAUCUGCCUCCUCCCAGGCUGUGAUCUUGUGAUCUUCUUGUGGGCACCAAGGCUUUCAAAUUUGUGUCUCUGACCCCCAAGCACUAUACUUGUAAGCCCUCCAAAAGUGACUACCAACCAGAGGCAGCCAUAGCACUGGGUGGGGGUCAUUCUCAGGCUCUGGAGCCAGAUGGGCUUUGGGUUCACAUUCUGACUCUAAUGUUUAUUUGCUAUGACAGUGGGUAAUUUAUUUAUCUGAGCCUUGGUUCACUCAUCUGCAAAAUGGGUUUAAUAAGAAUACCUAUAUUAUUUUAAGGAUUAAGUGAAUUUGUAUUAAAUUCCCAGAAUAGUCCCUGACAUAUUGUAAGAGUCCAAUUCAUGUAAUAUACUAGGUUGAAGCAGAUUAAGUUUGCCAUUCAAAAACAUCUUUUUUGAGAUCAGGUUCAAAUACUAUAAUAUUCAUCCAUUUAAAGUGUAUAAUUCAAUGGUUUUAUAUUCACAGAUUUGGACAACCAUCUAACCUAAUUUUAGAAUAUUUUCAUGCUUACAAAAAGAAAUCUUAUGCCCAUUUAGCAGUUGCUCCCCAUUCCCACUCAUACCCAGCCAUGUCAACCACUAGUCUAUUUUCUGUCUCUAUAGAUUAGCCUAUUUCAGAUACUUCCUAUAAAUAAAUCAUGGGAUAUAGGAUCUUUUGUGCCUGGCUUCUUCCACUCAACAUAAUGUUCUCAGGGCUCAUCCAUGUCAUAACAUAUAUCAGUACUUCAUUUCUAUUUAUUGAAUAAUAUUCCAUGGUAUAAAUAUGCCAAUUUUCAUCUAUCCAUUUAUCAAUUAAUGAUUUUUUCACUUUUUGUUUAUUAUGAAACAUUCAUGUACGUUUUCAUUUUUCUUGGGUACCUACCUAGCAGGUAUGUACAUAACCUAGUGGAGUUGUUGGAUCAUAGGUAACUGCUUAAUACUUGUGGAACUGCCAAGUCUGUAUUGCAAAGGGGUUGCACCAUUUUACAUUCCCAGCAACAAUGUGUGAGUGUUCCAGCGUCUCACCAACGCUUGCUAUGACCUGGCUUUCUGAUUAUAACCAUCCUCGUGGAUGUGAAGUGAGUUCUUGUGUGUGUGUUUUUUAAAUUGAAAUAGAGGGGUGCCUGG